GGAGGCUGCGGCUGCUCGGGAGAAACGCAGCCGCCGGGAGGCUUCGACGGGGAAACGCGGUGACAGUUGGAGCGUUAACGCGGCGCAAACUGUCACGGGACUUUCUCGGCAAUAACUCAGCUGGCUAACGAUGCUAAUGGAAGUAGCGCCUAUGUGCAGAGAUUUGCGCUGUUUCUGUCUGAGCGGCGCAUUUUAACACUCAGCCGAGAUGUUAUUUCUUUUAACCUAGCUCGAUUUCCAGUAAUUGAUCCCACUUAUUAUUAUUGCUUCCACCAUCGUUCGCCCCGUCUAAAUCAUUAUUCAUUCAUUUGCUGCUGAUGGAGGUCAGACAUCGCAGCGGGCCGUCGGGUUUGGCUGCAAACACGAACCGAGGCCCGGAGACGUGGCCCGCGUGUGGCAUUUACCGUUAAACGCCGUUAGACGCCGGGCUCGAGCCCCCUCGGGAUGGGACCGGCGCGGCGACAGGGGGGGGCGUUGCCCGGCCAUGUGGCGCUGCUGUCACACACACACACACACACGGAGCAUCCGAGUGAUUUUUUGAAAAGCAGAGGGAGAAACGUGUAAAGCCAAUCAUGCUGCGGAGAGACGCUACGCACGGCGUGAGAUCACGGAGCGCCGAGAACAGCGCGCGCCGCAGCCACACGGGGAUCACAGCCAGGGUUCAGCAGGCGGCGCUCAUCGUGUGUGUCAUCGUGUAUAUCUCACCCGAUGAAGAUGGAGUCAGGAGCUGAGGCUCAGCAGGGGGCAGAGGCUGCAGUGACUGAGACGGAGAGCCAGCAGAUCACCCCAGCACAGAUCGCUACCUUGGCACAGGUAUCCAUGGCGGCAGGCCACGCCUCAGCAACAGGUCCCACAGUAACGCUGGUCCAGCUUCCCAAUGGACAGACAGUUCAGGUCCAUGGUGUUAUCCAGGCUGCACAGCCGUCUGUCAUCCAGUCUCCACAUGUCCAGGCUGUACAGAUCUCCACCAUUGCAGAAAGUGAAGACUCUCAGGAGUCUGUAGACAGUGUGACUGAUUCUCAGAAACGCAGAGAGAUUCUGUCUCGACGCCCCUCGUACAGGAAAAUCCUGAACGACCUUUCGUCUGACGCGCCAGCCGUCCCUCGCAUCGAGGAGGAAAAGGCAGAGGAAGAUUCAUCCGCAGCAGCAGCUACUCCGUCGAUUACCACGGUUACGGUGCCCACUCCCAUCUACCAGACCAGCAGCGGCCAGUACAUUGCAAUCACACAGGGUGGGGCCAUCCAGCUGGCUAAUAACGGCACAGAUGGAGUCCAGGGCCUUCAGACACUGACCAUGACCAACGCAGCAGCAGCCGCUCAGCCUGGAGCCACCAUCCUCCAGUACGCACAGACCAGUGAUGGCCAGCAAAUACUGGUCCCCAGUAACCAGGUGGUGGUUCAAGCCGCCUCCGGUGACGUUCAGGCUUAUCAGAUCCGAACAGCCCCUGCCAGCACCAUUGCCCCAGGGGUGGUCAUGGCCUCUUCCCCAGCACUUCCCACCCAGGGGGCCACCGAGGAGGUCACCCGAAAACGGGAAGUCCGUCUUAUGAAGAACAGAGAGGCAGCCCGUGAAUGUCGCAGGAAGAAGAAGGAAUACGUUAAGUGUCUGGAAAACCGAGUAGCUGUGCUGGAGAACCAAAACAAGACACUUAUUGAAGAACUCAAAGCCCUCAAAGACCUUUACUGCCAUAAGUCCGAUUAGUUUCUGCCCCAAACGCAGACCUGGGCCAAGUACCAUUUCAGUUUCUUUCAAAUACUUUGACUGUUCGACUCUGCCUGCCUGCUCUCCCAGUUUUCCACAAGCUGACUUUUUUUUUGUUAUUCUGAUCAACUUCCUUUUACACUCCACUUUCUUCAGUAAGCUCUGAGACCAAGACAUUUAAAACACACAAAACAUUUACAGGAUGAGUCUGACUUAAGUGCUAACCAAAGCUCAACCCCCUAAAACAAUCAACGUGAACAUGAAGCAUGUGUUACUUUACCUUAAUUCAGAUGGAAGUUGGCACAGUGUUACAGUCGCUGAGGAAAUGUUGUCUUGAAUCACCAAGAAACUUCCUGGUUUAUUUGGUCGUUUUCAUGACCUCUUGUUCAGGUCAAACGAUGAAUUUCUAAUCAAACCUGUUCAUGGAAAUGGCUUUAAAUGGUGUUCAUUGUAUUAUCAGUCUCAUAUAUGUAAGCAAUAACACCUUUAAGAUGAGGACAAUUUCAUGCAGGGUGAUUGUGAUCAGUGGAGUUUCUGCUUCAGGCAAGCUCAGUCAGUUGCAGUUGAAGGCUUUGAAUGAGCUUGAUGUACCUUUCAAACAUGUGGCUUUGGGGGACUUUACAAGUGACUGGGCGCAGACAGGUUUUGUUUUUUUGAUGCUACGAACUGCCUAUUGUGAAGAAAGUGGAAUCAUGUACAUCAUCGUUUGAUCACUUCAGUCAGAGCCAUGAUGUGUCACACGUCUCAGUUCACGUUGCUUUUCUGCCUCAUCACAGCAGAUGGUACGAAAUGCUAUGAAAAUAGGGAUCAUUGCUGGGCCCAGGCACAGUUUUAAAGGACAGACAGCCUAGAAAUUAAUUUUGUAUAAGACUACAUUGUUUGUUAUGGGAACAUUUUGCUAACUAGCUCACAGUCGAGCAGAGUAACAACACAAGGGUCCAAUUUAACUACUGCAAAGGGCAACAGAAUCAUUUGAAGUGAGUGAUUCAGCUUUGAAUGACUAUCUACAGUAAGGCAGAGCACAGUUUAAAGGAAUUUACUAAGUCAGUGGUUUAGGUAACUGGGUGUUUGUUUACAUGUGUGACACUCAUUACUUGUUACUUUCCCUGUCCUGGAUGACAUCCACUAACUUGGUAAAAUGUUGUCUAAACAUCCAGGUGUCUUAACAUGUACAUUUGAGUAAUGCCAGCAACAUAUAUGUUCUACAAAUCUUAUUUUAUUUGAAUCGUAUGUCAGUUUGUCAUCAGUCAACAACCAAAAUGAUCAAAGUUAAGGAUUUUCUUGUUUUCACUGUUGUGUUUGUUCAAUGGUUAAAAUAUAAAUUGGGACUGUGAGAAUUCAAAGAUGGUUUUUAGAAUAUGUAGCAGACUGGAUCCUUUGUGUAAUCUACAGGAAGCUUUAGGCUAAAGUUAUGUGUUCAACACUAAUUAUCCAUUAAGAUGUGGGCUGUUGAAAACAGACCACCUUUGUGGGCCUGUGUGGAUUUUGGGAACAUAUGUGUACUUGUUUGUCUUGUUUUUUUUUUUUUUUUUUUUACUGUACAUAGACGCUACAGCAUGUGUAGACCUCAUGUAUUUCUGUUAACUUGAUAUGAAAAUGUUCUUAUUGCUUGUAUGAAAGCAACAUUACAUAUUUGGAACGUACAUCAGUGUAUCAUAGACCUGUAAUUACUACAUACCAGGCAGCUAAGUGUACAAGAAAAGGCCUUUUGUUGGAGAUGUUGUAUUUUGGAGUUCUGUACCCUGUUUAGGAUCGUGUGUGCGCGUGUGUGUGCGUGUGUGUGCGUGUGUGGAAAGGAGCAAGUCUGUUGAGAGGAACCAUUUGUAACUGCCUUGUUUGGCUGAAAACUACACGUCAAAGCCACAUUUAACUGUAAAUAUUUUUUAAUCAUGAAGCAGAAAUGACUCCAUCAGUAACAUUUUUAUAUCAUUCAUUGUAUUAAAUGAAAGCACAAUGUUUAAUUUUGAUUUUAAUGUACUUUGGUUGCUUUUGUUUUAUAACAAACAAUAUAAGAUAUUGUUUUAUUUUUUUAUAUUUAUUAAGUCUGGUUCCCAAGGUAUUUGUCCCCAACCCUCAAUAUUUAUUGCCCAUUUUAAAUUGGAAAGAAUCAGAAUUCUUGAUUCUUCUUCUAAACAAAAUAGCUGGGGAGUGAACUGAUACUGAAACAUCUAGGAUGGACAGAGUUUAAGUUCUGGAAAUCAGUUAAUUUAAAAUGAACGUUAUUGAACAUCAAAUUUACCUAUGCUUUAAGUUAAAUAUUUUUAAAUAUCUCUAUCAUAAACUGAGAGGAAUGUUGAAAGGACACACUAAUGGUGGCUGGCUAAUUAGGGUACAGACAAUCAGUGUUCUUAUAAAUGUCUGUUGUUUCUUUUUAUCGUUUCUUAAAUGAUCAGUUCAAGUUACAAUAUUAUUUUUAUAGUUUACCACAUUUUAUUCCUAAGUGUACAGUACAUGUAAUGUGUAGAAGAUUAAAGGAUUUAAUUGGUGGAGGAGAAAGCUGUGAAUGGAUCAUGCUCCUCCUACUUGUCACUGUGGUUUAAAGAGCUGGAGACCACACCUUUGGCCUUGAUAACUCUAAUGCUUACUACGGAGAAGAGGUUGAGAGGAAACUGUUAAUGUGGUGCCCAUACCCUCACAGAUUUAGUGAGAUGAAAAUGUUUGUCCUUACAAAUAAUAUUUUCACCUGUUGUGAUGCACACAUCCAGUCCUGGUGCUGAAAAAAAUCUAGUAAUAAUGUUUUUCCAGUUGAUUUAGUAUAGUGACUUUAACUUUGUGAUGUGAUUACACAAUAUCUUUCCAACAAUGCCAACAGUGUUUUCAGUUCUGUGCCAGAAUAAUUUAAAACUACCAGCCUCGUUUGUGCAUGAAACAGAUUGAUAUCCAUGUGUGUAAAAGUAUAUGUACAUAUAUAGAAUUUCUAGAACAGUAAUAACAUUUUUUCUAACUUCUGAUGUGAUGGGUUUAUAUAUGACCACUUUUACAAGUUAUCAAUUUCAAAUGCCAUGUAUCGUAUCUUGUAGAGACAAGGUCACAAAAUGAUGCGAUGCAUACUGUUUGUUUGAACUUUGUUGCAUUAUAAAACUAUACCAGCCCAUAAUUUGAAAGUGCUGUUACUCCAACAUGACUUCACUCUUUUGGAAAUACUUGCUACGUCGCAAUAAACCGCUCUUGAAGAUUGUUA
This is a messenger RNA of Betta splendens (Siamese fighting fish), 4882 nucleotides long. It is a transcript of the gene creb1b, whose product is annotated as cAMP responsive element binding protein 1b. The record is from RefSeq and is a predicted model, not a curated record. Gene Ontology annotation, molecular function: cAMP response element binding; DNA-binding transcription factor activity, RNA polymerase II-specific; protein binding. Gene Ontology annotation, biological process: regulation of transcription by RNA polymerase II. Lineage: Eukaryota; Metazoa; Chordata; Actinopteri; Anabantiformes; Osphronemidae. Gene Ontology annotation, cellular component: ATF4-CREB1 transcription factor complex; nucleus. The transcript is spliced from 8 exons. The coding region runs from base 709 to 1701 and encodes 330 amino acids.